Molecule: messenger RNA, 681 nt
Organism: Heterobasidion irregulare TC 32-1
Lineage: Eukaryota; Fungi; Basidiomycota; Agaricomycetes; Russulales; Bondarzewiaceae
Exons: 1
Source: RefSeq, a predicted model, not a curated record
GGCAAAGUCCGAUGCAUCAGUCUCAAGGCGGAAUGGGUGAUUACCGUCUGGGUAGAUAAGGACGGGAGUAGAUGUGAAGCAAUGCUUCAACUGUUCAAAGGCUUCGUUCUAUUCAUGAGUCCACUCAAAUGGUACAUCCUUCUUUGUGAGGUCGUUGAGAGGUCGGGCCGUGGUAGCAAAGUCUUCGAUGAAUCUGCGAUAGAAGUUUCCAAAGCCGAGGAAAGACUGUACGUCUCUCAGGUUCUUCGGGGUUGGCCAGGCGGCGAUUCCAUCAACCUUGACCAGGUCCAUGGAUAUAUUGUCCGUGGAAAUGAUAAAUCCAAGGUAUUCGACUGUGUCUGUUUCAAAGGUACAUUUAGAAGGCUUCAGGAACAAGUCGUUGUCCAAAAGUAUUUGCAUGACCUGGGUUGUCACGCGCCUAUGUUCUUCAAUGGUCUUUGUGAACACCAGGAUGUCAUCCAUGUAGACUGCAAGGACUUGCGCAACAAUGAGGUCAUGGAAGAUGAUGUUCAUCAUAGUUUGAAAGGUGGCGGGCAAGUUGCAAAGACCAAAGAACAUUACAAGGCAUUCAAACAGGCCGAAUUUAGUCAUGAAGGCUGUCUUCCAUUCGUCACCUUCUGCUAUUUUAACAUUGUUAUACCCUCAUUUGACAUCAAACUUGGAGAAGAUCCUUGCUUUUGA